This is a messenger RNA of Puccinia graminis f. sp. tritici CRL 75-36-700-3, 492 nucleotides long. RefSeq lists its product as uncharacterized. The coding region runs from base 1 to 492 and encodes 163 amino acids. The record is from RefSeq and is a predicted model, not a curated record. The transcript is spliced from 2 exons. NCBI's taxonomy places the organism in Eukaryota, Fungi, Basidiomycota, Pucciniomycetes, Pucciniales, Pucciniaceae.
AUGCCCACCACCGCUGUGGUAGGCCCCAGUGAGAGACCACCGUUGUGGAUGGCCCGAGUGGGAGCCCGACCCAUGGGCAACCCGGGAACCGGCCGAUGUGGCCGUGUUGACAGCCCGGAUGUUGGGUGUAGCCCUGCCACCCAAACCCAAGCCGCCGUCAGACGACCAAAAUCCAGCCCUCGGGUACCAGGCCGACUCAGUGACGCGGCCGAUUCCCCCAGCCUGCGCCCACCAGACGGUGGCGAAUUCAGGCGAGCGUCACGAUUACGCACAAAUUCCGCCCAUGUCCAUCGGGCGCAACCCAAGCUUCCCGCGGGCGCGCCCUGGUGCCGUGGUCACCGGUCCCAAGGAUGGCCUGUUCGUGCAACCCAGGGACCUCGCGGGGAACCUCGCGCUAGAGGCGUACACUCAAUUGCAGGGUCACCGGGGCGUCACGGUGUCCGACCCAGUGGCGCCCAACUCGACCCGCUGUGUACAUUCAAAGUUUCAUGA